AUGCAUCUGAUCUCUAUUAUUUUGCUCUCUCUCUUCACCUGCCGGCCAAUCCUGGCCCAGAUAGUUAUUACCUACUUUAUCGAGCAUCCUUUAAACACCACAUUUACUAUUUAUGACGACUUCAAUGGAGACAUUCUUGGUAUUGGAGCUGGUGACGAUGGGGCCCUAGAGGUUCAACCAAACUCAACAACACGCUGGCAUUUCGAGCGAAUUUUCGACUACAACUACAUCAUCAAGGAGAGCAACAGCAACAGAUACAUACAUAUUCCCGACCCAAAACUCGGAUCAAUCGCCACAGUAAGCGAGACAGCGGCGACUGUGAUUGACCCAGCCAUAUAUAGAAAUGCCCAAUUUAAAUUCUACGUCCACCGCGAAGGCCCGGGACUGUUCUUCACUGUGGAACCCUUUAGCACUGAACAGCCAAAUCGCCUUGUUAUCAAGCUUCGAGAAAGAGGGGGUGGCGAUCGACAAGACUUUACCUUCAUCAAACUUCCAAAAAUAGCAGCUAGGGACGAAGGUGCAAUGUGA
Nannizzia gypsea CBS 118893 is the source of this 528-nucleotide messenger RNA. RefSeq lists its product as hypothetical. The transcript has a single exon. Lineage: Eukaryota; Fungi; Ascomycota; Eurotiomycetes; Onygenales; Arthrodermataceae. The coding region runs from base 1 to 528 and encodes 175 amino acids. The record is from RefSeq and is a predicted model, not a curated record.